AUGGUCUUUGUCGUCGCGCUCGCUGCGCUACUCGCGCCUCUCGUGGCAGCCUAUCACCCGUCGCACGGCAGCGGCGCGCUCGGCCAUCCCAUCAGCUUUGACUCGCCCAAGGGCGACAACAGCAGCAGCUCGAGCUCGCGCCCGGACCCCGUCGCCGUCGCUGCGAACGGAUCCGACCCGCUCGCGUCCAUGUACCGUACGUCGACGGACCAGUCGUGGCUCGCGCCGCCGCGCAACCUGCACGCGUCGAUCAAGGACAUGCCGAUCCCGACGAACCGCUGGUGGGGCAACCUCAUUAGCGCCGGAAAGGACAACGCCGAGCUGCGCGCGUGGGCCAACCCGUACGCAGUUGCCAUGCACCGCGAUGCGAUCGGCGUCUCGUACCCGCCGUCGAGCCGCGUCUUUGGCGGCUCCUCGGGCAACGGCAAGGCGCCGCGCUACUACCUCCACGGUAUCGGCAACGACCUCUUCGUCUCGGCCACCGAGCUCAAAGCGUCGGGCGCGACGCCGUUCCAGAUCCGCAAGUGGGACGACCUCGGCGUGACCGUCACAGCGUCCUAUGGUGGCAAGAGCGUCGAGUCGAGCUUCGUGAGCGGCAUGGCGUACGUCAGCGCCAAGUACCAUGGCCUCACGCCCCGCCUCACGACGACGCACGGUAUCACGCGCGUGAACGGCCAGGCCGUCACGGCCGGCGCGUCGUUUGCAUCCGCCUCCAAGCUCGCGCUCACGAUGGGCAACGGCAUGGUGUGGGUGCUCUACGCCUCGUCGCCUCUCUCGUGGUCGCUCACGUCGUCGACCGAGCUCACGGCGACGGGCCCCGCGACAGGCACGACCGUGCGCCUGGCGCUGGCCUCCAAGGGCAGCGAUGGCAGCGACUACGACGCGUACGCCGACUGCAUCGUCCACGGUGGCAGCGUCACGACAACGACAAGCAGCUACGCGUUCAAGUGGGCGACCGAAGGCGCGUGCAGCAAGGGUCUCUUGCACUUUGGGCUGCAGCACCAUAUCGAUACGCUAUCGCCGUCGUCCGCGACGCGACUCCACGCCACGGGCCUCGCGCUCGAGUCGACGACGCGUGGCAAGCUCUUUGCGCUCGUGACCAAGGAGAGCUGGCGCUUUGACGAGAAGGACCUUGUGCCUGCGUCGUUCUUCCCGCGGCAGUCGCCGUCCAAGGCGCGCGUACCGAGCGUGCUCAAGGCCCUUCAAGCGGACAUUGCGGCGCCCUGGAACCUCGCGAUCGGUGGCUCGUACUACUUUAACGGCAAGGCGGCCCAAAAGUACGCAUCGCUCUGCCUCAUUGCGUCCGACAAGGCGGUGGUCGGCGACGACACGGCGCUCUUGCGCAGCUGCCAGAAGAAGCUCGAGACCGUCCUCGCGCCGUUCAUCGACAAUUCGUGGACGUACCCGCUCGUGUACGACAGCGUGUACAAGGGCAUUGUGAGCUCCGAGGGCUUUGUCAAGAAAGACCUCAACGCCGACUUUGGCAACACCAUGUACAACGACCACCAUUAUCACUACGGGUACUGGAUCGCGACCGCCGCGAUUGCCAACAAGGUGCACCCGAGCUGGUUGCGCCUCGGGGACCUCAAUGCCCGGGCCGCGACGCUGGUGCGUGACGUGGCCAACGCCGACAGCGGCGACAAGGCGUUCCCGACCUUCCGCAUGUUUGAUUGGUACAAGGGGCACUCGUACUCGCACGGCGUGACGGCGCUCGCGGACGGGAAGGACCAAGAGAGCUCGUCCGAAGACAUCAACUUCCAUUACGGCAUGGCGCUCUUUGGCAGCGUGACCAAGAACAGUCCGAUGGCGGGCCUCGGCCAGCUGCUUCUGACGCUCAACGCACGCGUCGUCAAGACGUACUUCCUCAUGGACUCGAGCAACGUCGUGCAGCCGAUCGAGAUGCGUCCGAACAAGGUGCUCGGCAUCUUCUUUGACAACAAGGCCGACUACGCCACGUGGUUCAGUGCUGAAAAGUACUGCAUCCACGGCAUCCAAAUGAUCCCGACGACGCCCGUGACCGAGUACGUCCGCACCAAGAAGUUUGUGCAGGAAGAGUGGGACGAAGUCCUCGCGCCGCUCCCGCUCAUUGCCAAGAAGCAAGUCGACAACGCGUGGGCGUCGCUUUUGUACCUCAACUAUGCCAGUGUCAACGCCGACGUCGCGCUCGAGAUGCUGCAGAAAGUGCCCAUGGACGACGGCCUCACGCGCGCCUGGGCCUUGUAUCUGGCGUCGGCCAUGUAAGCCGAAAUGUGUAAACACCUAGUUGUCGUAAAAUGCUAUCUAAUCAUUCCGUUGCACAACACUACUA
Molecule: messenger RNA, 2308 nt
Organism: Saprolegnia parasitica CBS 223.65
Lineage: Eukaryota; Oomycota; Saprolegniomycetes; Saprolegniales; Saprolegniaceae
Exons: 1
Coding region: 1-2241 (746 amino acids)
Molecular function (GO): endo-1,3(4)-beta-glucanase activity
Source: RefSeq, a predicted model, not a curated record